Molecule: messenger RNA, 2748 nt
Organism: Aspergillus puulaauensis
Lineage: Eukaryota; Fungi; Ascomycota; Eurotiomycetes; Eurotiales; Aspergillaceae
Exons: 3
Coding region: 1-2748 (915 amino acids)
Source: RefSeq, a predicted model, not a curated record
AUGAUAGCUUAUGCCGCUGCGCUGGCCACUGUGCUGGCUGUCUCAGCGCAAGCCCAGGAUACCCUGGGCCUGGCGAAUGGCUACAAGAACCUGUCGACGACCAACUUCGACUUCGACCUGGUGGCAGACGUGCAGGUUCUCUCUUCUAUCCGGCCAAGCGGAGGGUCCUUUGACUUUUCUCCUUCCAACUUCCUUCAGUAUCGCGCAGCAAACGGCCAGUAUCACGUCGGCGACAUCAACUUUCGCUAUCGCCUGUCCAGCACUGGCGAAUGGCUCAAUGCCAGCACUGCCUCAUCUCGAGAAGCAGUCGAGGACGUAUCAUCUACAGACGCCCUGAGUGAGGCCAAUCUUGCGAAGAGUCUGCCUGAUUCAUUCCCACUCGACGUUACUCGCAGGUGGACCAACAUUGAUGGCGACUUGGGACUGACAUUCACGCUCAACAAUACGAACGAUGAAGCUGUCGAGCUCGGAAGCCUGGGACUGCCAAUCGAAUUCAACAGCAUCUUCUACAACUACGAGACAGACGAGGCACUGGAGAGCUGCUCGCUUAUCGAUCCCUACAUUGGGCUUGGAGGAGGCUACGUCCAAGUGACGCCAACCCGUGGCACCGGCGAUGCGCUCGUCAUCACGCCCCUUGGUGAUACCCAGUUCGAGGCGUGGAACUUCCUCGAGGAACCAACUGAUGGAGAACUUCCAUACCACAGUCAGGUCUUCGAGGGGUUCUACGAGUGGCAGGUCCUAACGAAGGCUCAUGCGGAGCAGGAAUGGGCCGAUGUCGAACCAUGGAAUGCACCAUCCUCCAGGACGUUGAAGCCAGGAGAUACUUGGACGGUCGGACUGCGUCUAUCGCUGGUGAAAGAUGGCAUUCGGGGCAUUGGGGACGUGGUCGAAGCUACCGGGACUCCUUAUGCGAUGGGAGUCCCUGGCUAUAUCAUCCCAUCGGACUUGGAAGCAUCAUUACAUCUUUUCACAAACAAAACAGUUGCCAAUAUGACAACUUAUCCCGCCCAGUCGUUCGAUAUCACAGAAGCCAGUACAAGCAAUGUUUGGAAAUUGAAACCAAAGUUGGGCAUCUGGGGCCGUGUCCGACUUGCGAUUACCUAUGGCGACGGCGUUGUGCAGACUGUGCAUUACUACAUCACCGACAGCGCCUCUGAGGCUGUUGGAAAACUGGGCAGCUUUUUCACUACAAAGGCCUGGUUCAACGACUCGAGUGAUCCCUUUGGUCGGUCUCCUUCGAUCAUCACGUACGACCGCAUCGCAGAGAAACAGGUAGACCAAGACCCUCGCGUUUGGAUUGCAGGGCUCAUGGACGAGGGUGGGUCCGGGGCAUGGCUGGCGACAUUGAUGAAGCAGUCCAUACAGCCUGAGCCAGCAGAAAUCACGAAGCUGGAGCAGUUCAUCGACGAGACUCUUUGGGGCAAUAUCCAAGUAAAGGACGAUCAGACCGGCCCAACCAACACUAGCGCCGACGUCUACGGCGUUCGCAAGAGUGUCUUCUUCUACGAGCCCAGCUAUGUUGCCGACUACGAGUAUCAGUCGGACAUCAACUGGGGCAACUGGUGGAGCUGGAACCGCGCCGACUCCUACUCGGUGGAUGGCAGGGCGUACAACUACGUCCAUGUCACUGCGGCAUACUGGGCCAUGUACCGCGUUGCCAGAGCAUAUCCUGACCUGGUGACUUCUCACAGCUGGGAAUGGUACUUGAACCAUGCAUACGAGACCGUGAUGCGAUGCUAUGUCCAGGAUCAAUCGGGCACCUACACCGUGGGAUACGCAUUGGUCGGAUUGAUGGGCGAAACCGUCUGGGGAGAGCUGCUCAACGACCUCCAACGCGAGAACCAAACAGAAAAAGUGAGCAAGCUGGAAACAGUCAUGCAGGACCGAGUCGACUACUGGGAUACUCUCCCAGCUCCGUUUGGCAGCGAACAGGCCUGGGACUCGACUGGGCAGGAGGGCGUGUAUUACUGGACGCGAUACUUUGGAAAUGAUGCUCUGGUGAACAAGACAAUCAACAGCAUCCUUGGGUACAUGCCCACCGUGGCGCACUGGGGGUGGAAUGGGAACGCUCGUCGCUACUGGGACAACAUCUAUGGAGGAAAGCUGCAGCGUAUCAAGCGCCAGAUCCACCACUACGGAUCAGGUCUCAACGCACUGCCUUUGCUAUCCCACUUCCGCUACAAUCCACAAGACACCCACCUCCUUCACGUAGGCUACGGCGGCAUGAACGGACCACUCUCCAGCAUCGACGCUGGCGGGUUUGCAGCAGCUUCGUUCCAUUCAUGGCCAGACACCCUGGCCUGGGAUGGCUACAGCGGAGACUAUGGCCCCAACUUCGUUGGUCUCGCACUCGGCUCUGCGGUUUAUCUUGUCGAGGACCCGAAGCUAGGGCAGGUUGUCUACGGAGGCAAUAUCAAGUCGAACGAUUCUACUGUUGUCGUCGCCCCUCGCGAUGCAGUGAAGCAUCGUGUCUAUAUCGCGGCACUUUCUCUUUACAUCACAAUUGAUGCGGGAGCAAUCGAGGAGUUCGAGUACGACGCUGACAAUGGUACUGUCUCCCUUACCCUUGCUUCAAAGUCAAGCUCCGCUCCAAAGACAGCUGCGGCUGCUUCAGCUGUGGUUGUUUGGCUGGAAGAUCUGAGUAAUUCUCAGACGUACACUCUUGACGGAGACUACACCAAGGAACGAGGUGGCUUUAAAGUGCCUCUUAGUGAGAACUCUACCACAGUGACUGUAGGGUCGAGUUAA